AUGGUAUGGUAUGGCACAUUAUACAAACUGUUAGGGAGGCCGAGAAAUCGUCAGACGGAAACGGAGACAGAGAGCGACAGCAAUGACGACGGUGCAGGCGGUGAUGGCGAACCUGACGGCGAUGGAGCGGCAAGUUCUGACGGCGGUGAACACCGGCGGGUCGAGUCUGUCGUUGGUGGGGUCUGGAUUCAUAGUGCUUUGCUACUUGCUCUUCAAGGAGCUCCGAAAGUUUUCCUUCAAGCUCGUCUUCUUCCUCGCCCUCUCCGAUAUGUGCUGCAGUUUCUUCAGCAUAAUUGGGGAUCCUUCCAAAGGGUUCUUUUGUUAUGCUCAGGGCUACACAACACAUUUCUUCUGUGUAGCCUCUUUUCUUUGGACUACUACAAUUGCUUUUACCCUUCACCGAACAGUUGUUAGGCAUAAAACUGAUGUUGAAGAUUUGGAGCCUAUGUUUCAUUUAUAUGUUUGGGGAACUUCAAUUGUCAUGACAGUUAUACGCUCUAUUGGCAAUGACCAUAGGCAUAUAACUCGUUUAGGAACCUUGUGUUGGGCACAAACAGGUCGUGCAGGAAAGGCAGUUCACUUUGUUACAUUUUACGCACCUCUCUGGGCUGCAAUUCUAUUCAAUGGCAUCACAUACUUUCAAGUAAUACGGAUGCUUAACAACGCAACUCGUAUGGCAGUUGGCAUGUCAGAGCAUGCAUACCAGUCCGAUGCACGACCAGACAUGAAGGCGAUUAGUCGAUGGGGCUACUAUCCGCUUAUUCUGAUAGGUUCAUGGUUUUUUGCCACAGUAAAUCGCAUACAUGAUUUUAUUGAACCAGACCAUAAAAUCUUUUGGCUUUCAGUACUUGACGUAGGCAUGGCUGCUCUUAUGGGUCUUUUUAACUCAAUAGCAUAUGGCCUCAACUCAUCAGUGCGACGGGCAAUUUAUGAAAGAUUGGACCUAUUGCCAGAAAGCUUACGCAGAUGGUUUCCCAAGAGCUUGAGGUCAAGGGCCCAACAGCAAGACAGUGAACUAAUUCCAUUAAAAGUUGAGAAUCAACAAUAGCACUGAGAUCUUUGCACUUGUACAUCCAUAUUUCCAUCACUAGGUGAUUUGGUGAAGGGGAAAUGUACUAAAGCAAGCAACCGAGAAACCUGCUCUGACGCCAUGUUUUGGCUCUACUCUUUGUGCAUAGAAGAUAAACGGUUUGUCUCACUCCUUCUGCUCACGUGCUCCUCUUCGGUUUCUUUUUCCAUAGAAUACAUUAAAGCUGAAUCAAAAUCUAUCAUUCUUUCUUUCGAAUUGGGCGAACGGCUGUGAUUUUCUACUGUAUUGGCAAGCUUCACAGCUGUAGGAUUAUCAUCAUAUUAAAAGGCAUCAGCAGUUGGCUAUGAUUAUGAGGUGUGCAUUCUUUAGAUGGAGAAGAAUACUCUUAGACUAAAAUCUGUAGUGAAUUUUCUUUUUCUUCUGACAUUAUUAUGUACUUCCUGAUUUCUCAAACAGAAUGUUAUAGACAUGUUUACACCUACACAACUCUACAUUUUAUCAUUUUCUUACAGUAACA
Messenger RNA from Ipomoea triloba (trilobed morning glory), 1547 nucleotides. Its product is annotated as G-protein coupled receptor 1. The record is from RefSeq and is a predicted model, not a curated record. Bases 83 to 1048 code for a protein of 321 amino acids. Gene Ontology annotation, biological process: cell surface receptor signaling pathway; adenylate cyclase-activating G protein-coupled receptor signaling pathway. Gene Ontology annotation, molecular function: G protein-coupled receptor activity. Gene Ontology annotation, cellular component: plasma membrane. The transcript has 9 exons. Lineage: Eukaryota; Viridiplantae; Streptophyta; Magnoliopsida; Solanales; Convolvulaceae.